AUGGCCUCGCGAUUCUCACUCUCCCUCCAUGCCCCGCCUUCAUUGAGCUCUCCUUACACCCGUCUCGUCACCCCCGCCUGGAAGUCACGACAAUGCCUCCAGCACCCCCGAGCACUAAGCUCAACCCCUAUUUACCUCGAGGACAAAGCCACAUCUAAGAUCCCGCCUCCUCCCGCCGACUUUGACGAUGACCCUAUCCCGCUCACCACCAGCCCCAAGAAGGCACCCAAGACCGUGGGGUUCAACCAGCACCUACCGCUAGCGCAUGAGCUCCAAGGAUACUUACGUUCCCUGAUGAUGCAGUUCCGGGCUCCGGUGAGGUAUGCGUUCGCAUAUGGGUCGGGCGUGUUCUCGCAGGGCGCGGCGGCGGCUCGCGCAUCAGGAAAGAAGCCAAUGAUCGAUUUGAUGUUUGGUGUUACGUACACGCAGCACUGGCACAGUCUAAACCUGGGGCAGCAUAGAGACCAUUACUCGUUCAUGGGAACAUUGGGCAGCGGUGCCAUCAGCUAUGUCCAAGAUAAGAUGGGUGCGGGGGUGUAUUUCAAUCCUUAUGUCGAUAUCAACGGAACUCUAGUGAAAUACGGCGUCACAAAUAUCGACACCCUACGCCGUGAUCUCAAGACAUGGGAUACCCUCUACCUUGCCGGCCGCCUCCAAAAGCCAGUCCAGAUCCUCCGUGACGACCCCACCAUCACUCUAUCCUACCAGGCCAACCUCAUUGCGGCCACGCGUACAGCACUCCUCAUGCUCCCGGAGCGCUUCACCGAGUACCAGCUUUACUCAACUAUCACAGGCAUCUCCUACCUCGGCGACCCACGCAUGAGCGUCGGCGCUGAGAACCCAAACAAGAUCGACAACAUCGUCGACAACCAACUCGCCCACUUCAGGCUGUUGUACGGAAAGGUGAUAGAGCAGCUCCCAAACCUGAGCUACGAGAAGGGCGGCGGGCAGGAGUGGAGUGAGCCAGCACAGCAGACGUGGUUAGUCCAAGAUAUGAGUCCUUCGAAACGGGCGAAUAUGGUGCGGAGGCUCCCGACGAGCUUCAGGGAGAAGCUUUACUUUCAGUACCAGCGGAAGUUCGCCAUUCCGGCACUUGAGUUCGAGAAGAUGGUGAAUCUCUCAGAAGACGAUGAGCGCGCGGCCCCGAAGCAGGGAGGGGAGUUUGAAAAGAGAAUAGUUGAGGGUGGUACGGAUGAGAUGGCGGAUAAGGUCAAGAAGGUGAUAAAGAGCACCAUCAGCUGGCCGAGUACCGCGCAGAGCCUGAAGGGUGUCUUGACGGCGGGGCCGGUGAGGAGUGCAAAGUACUUGACCGAAAAGAUGGGCAAAUGGAGGAGGGGAGGAAAAGCGAAGGUCGAGGAGCAAACAAAGGAAAACUGA
Messenger RNA from Morchella importuna, 1377 nucleotides. RefSeq lists its product as uncharacterized. Gene Ontology annotation, biological process: cardiolipin biosynthetic process; CDP-diacylglycerol biosynthetic process. The coding region runs from base 1 to 1377 and encodes 458 amino acids. The record is from RefSeq and is a predicted model, not a curated record. Gene Ontology annotation, molecular function: phosphatidate cytidylyltransferase activity. Lineage: Eukaryota; Fungi; Ascomycota; Pezizomycetes; Pezizales; Morchellaceae. Gene Ontology annotation, cellular component: mitochondrion. The transcript is spliced from 3 exons.